Molecule: messenger RNA, 2394 nt
Organism: Fomitiporia mediterranea MF3/22
Lineage: Eukaryota; Fungi; Basidiomycota; Agaricomycetes; Hymenochaetales; Hymenochaetaceae
Exons: 10
Coding region: 130-2394 (754 amino acids)
Biological process (GO): RNA processing
Cellular component (GO): nucleus
Molecular function (GO): RNA binding
Source: RefSeq, a predicted model, not a curated record
CUUAGACCUGACCUACUCAUAGUGCCUCGAAGGAUUGCUCUAAUGGAUCGGACCAAGGCGAAACUGGCGACUUUCUUCAACAAUGACGAAGAGGAAGAACAGACGUUUCCUGUAUGAUGGAUUGCAAGCAUGUUCCAUCUCCCUGUAGCUCAAACUCACACACCUUUGGCUCUCCUUAAGCAGAAAGUAGUAGACGACCAGAAACUAUCACAAUACACUCAGGGGACCGUCCGAAAAUCCAAGCGGGAGAAAGAGAAAGAAAGGGAGGAGGCAAAGAGGCGUGAAGAAGAGGAGCUAGCCGCGAAAACGUAUGCUGAAUUCCUGGACGAUUUCGAGGGAAACACUGCCCGUAAGAAGGGAAGCGGGUUUGUCAGAGCUUCUGCGGCUGGGGCGAGCGACAACCUCGAAUACAACCCCCGUGGAAGAGGCCAGAGAGACCUAGGAACACGGGCAUUUUAUGACGAUGACUCUCCGCGCCAGCCUUCCCCUCCUGUUGCACCUGCUCCCAAACCGAAAGGCAAACGGGCCAUGGAUGAUUUUUUGGAAGUUAUCAAAAAAGAACAGGCAGAGCGAGAACGGAGACUGGCAAGAAGUAGCCAAGCACAAGGGCGGUCUGUGACAGCGCUUGCAGCCUAUGAGGGCCAGAGUGGAAGUAAAGACCGUGGCGACCCCUUGACUUCUAAUAUUUUUGUUGCAAAUCUGCCACAGAACGUUAACGAAACCUCUUUGGGCAAUUUCUUUGCUUCCCGUUGUGGACCAGUUGGCUCCGUUAAAAUUAUGUGGCCCCGUGGAGACGCUACGCUUGGCCCAGGUGCAGACAUUACAGCGACGCGUGCAAAGCGUGCUGGUGGACUUAGCGGAUUCGUAUCGUUUAUGAAACGCAAGGAUGCCGAAACAGCAAUCCGAGAAAUCGACGGCUUUGACUGGGGAGGCUCCAUUCUGAGAGUUGGGUGGAGCAAAGCAGUACCAAUGGCAGCCAAGCCUGCCUAUGCGAUUUACCCUGGGUCGCGCUCAAGGUCUCGGUCCCGGUCUAAUGACAGAGCUCGAGGACGGAGUCGAAGUUACUCACCGGACCGUUAUCGAUCUCGAUCACAUUCACGCUCUCGUGGAUUUAAGCGUCCACGUAGCUAUUCUCGCAAUUGGUCGCGUAGUAGAAGUAGAGCUCGUUAUCAUAAGUCGAGGUCAAGGUCACGAUCCCCUUCCUACGUUCGCGCGAGGAGGGAUAGUCGGAGUCGAAGUCGGGGCAGACAUCGCUCGUAUAGUCCGACAGGACCCGGCCGGAUUGGCGUGGAUCCUGAUACCGAAAAGUUCAUUCGGACUGUUGCUCUGAAAGUUAAAGAUAAUGGGGAGAAGUUCGAGGACCUUCUCCGCGAACGAGAACGUCAGAAUGCGAAGUUCAGGUUCCUGUUUGACCCUUCAACACCUGAGAAUCUGCUUUAUCGUUCCCUAGUUAAUGGUGAAUCCAUACUUGAAGGAUUUGACGACGAAGGCUACAACUCAAUCUACUCUACGGAUUCAGCCGAAGACUCCGAGCGUGAACGAGUUCGUAAAACCAAACUCGGAAAACUUGCGCGUCGCAGGUUCGAAGCAAUGCUCCGAGCACUCUCCGGCAAACGCGGAGAACUAGCACGCUGCAUGGCGUUCAGCCUCGAGCACGCCGAAGCAGCAUCAGAAGUCAGCGACAUCAUCGUAUCCUCCUUACUAGUCGACGGUACACCCGUCCCAAGGAAAGUCGCGCGUCUUCACCUCAUCUGUGAUAUCCUACACAAUUCCGCUGUGACACUUCCGAGUGCUUGGAAGUUCCGGCAGGAGUUCCAGCCUCGACUUGGUAUUGUCUUCGAUCACUUGUCGGGAAUCUAUCAUUCGUUCCCAGGACGGAUUACGGCGGAGACGUUCAAGAAGCAGAUUACUGCCGUCCUUGACGUUUGGGAGGAUUGGAUUGUAUUCCCUCCGGAGUAUAUCGAGGCCUUGAGAUCUCGUCUGGAUGGUACGAUAAAUACCGAGAUGAAGGACGAAGAGGAAACAAACGAGGAAACAGAAGCCCGAAACGAGACACCUGUUUUCACAGCGAAGUUCAAGACAAGUGCUUUCAAGCCUGCGGAAGUCGUACAAGAAGAUGCUCCUGCGACUAAAGCUAGAAGUGCUGCGGAAGACGAAGACGGUGAAGCAGACAUGGACACGGAUAGUGACGCCGAGGAGCAAGUAAAGCCCGACGCAAGCGCAGAGGAUGUGGAUGGUGUGCCGAUUGACGACGUGGAUGGAGAACCUAUCGACGGCGAUCCCAUUGACGGUGAUCCUUUGGAUGGUGACCCUAUUGAUGGCAUGCCCAUUGAUGAUGUUGACGGUGAACCUAUCGCAGACGAUGAUGCCAAGUCAUGCGAGACGGCUUCAUAA